AUGACCACCAAAAUUUUGUUGCAACGUUUGCAAUAUUCAGCUGAAAAUAGCGAAUUGAAGGGUCGUGGUCGUGGCUGUUUGAUGCCACAACUCGUCGACAUCGCCACUCAGAUUGCUUCUGGAAUGAAGUAUUUGGAAGAUAAAAAUUUCAUACAUCGUGAUCUGGCGGCCAGAAAUAUUCUCAUGUCGCAUUCGUUGUCAGUUAAAAUCGCCGAUUUCGGUCUGGCACGUUUGAUGCGAGAACAUGAAUACGAGGCGCGUGUGGGUGCACGUUUCCCUAUCAAAUGGACAGCGCCCGAGGCGGCCAAUUAUAACCGUUUCACUAUCAAGUCCGACGUCUGGAGCUAUGGAAUACUCCUCAUAGAGCUGGUCACAUACGGGCGAUUACCAUAUCCAGGUAUGACGAAUGCGGAGGUUUUGCAACAAGUGGAGAAUGGCUACCGUAUGCCGUGCCCACCGGGCUGUCCGGCUGCGUUGUACGAUAUAAUGUUGCAGUGUUGGCAGAAAGAACCCGAGAAGAGACCCACAUUCGACACGCUUCAGUGGAAACUGGAGGAUUUAUUCGCAUCCGAUCCAAGUGAAUACAAAGAAGCCAUUAUCGCGUUUUGA
This is a messenger RNA of Anisakis simplex (herring worm), 609 nucleotides long. Lineage: Eukaryota; Metazoa; Nematoda; Chromadorea; Rhabditida; Anisakidae. The record is from the annotation of a GenBank genome assembly.